Uranotaenia lowii is the source of this 1419-nucleotide messenger RNA. RefSeq names its product phenoloxidase-activating factor 2-like. Gene Ontology annotation, biological process: proteolysis. The record is from RefSeq and is a predicted model, not a curated record. Lineage: Eukaryota; Metazoa; Arthropoda; Insecta; Diptera; Culicidae. The transcript is spliced from 4 exons. Gene Ontology annotation, molecular function: serine-type endopeptidase activity. Bases 24 to 1178 code for a protein of 384 amino acids.
CUGUAACAUCUCAGUGCAGAGCAAUGGCUCAAUCAAUUCGUUUGGUUUUGAUUAUAGCAUGUUUGCAAGGAUUUAUAUACAUCGUUCAUAGCAAGUGUGACGGCAAAUGCGUUCCCCUCGCCGAGUGUAAAAGCAAUGAUUUUGGUGGUGAAAACUUUUUUGAUCUUCGGGCUGGAAUAGAUGACGAAGUAGAGGUUGAUUGUGAUCAUUAUCUGGAAGUCUGUUGCGAUAUCGAGGAUGUGGUUACUACAUCGAGGCCGAUUGAUCCAGUCUCAGCAGCGCCAAGAGAACCCCCACCAAGUGGAGGCCCCCCAACGAUUGAAAACUGUGGUAAGCGAAACGGUCAUGGAGCUGGAUUUAGAAUUAAAAACGCCCAAAACGAGGCCGAGUUUGGUGAGUUUCCCUGGAUGGUUGCCAUUUCCUCCGGAAAUGGAUUUGAUGACAGCGAUAGCAAAUACAUUUGCGGAGGAUCGCUUAUCAGGGGUGAUGUUGUGUUAACUGCUGCACACUGCGUUGUAAAUCGAACUACAGAAAAACUGACUGUGAGAGCUGGAGAGUGGGACACGAAAACUACCAAUGAAAUCCUUCCAUAUCAGGAUCUUCUUGUAACAAAAAUUGUUGUUCACGAAAAUUAUAAUCCAGUUUUUCAUUUCAAUAAUAUCGCUCUCCUGUAUCUGGAGCGGGAAUUCGAUGCAGACGAACAUGUUCAGUUAAUCUGCUUGCCACCGCAAGGGAAGCAGUUUGAUGGACAAAACUGUGUGGCCACCGGCUGGGGAAAGGACAAUUUCUAUUCCGAAAAUUAUCAGGUGAUUCUGAAAAAGGUUGAACUUCCGGUUUGGACCAAAGAAAAAUGUCAGGCUGACCUGAGAAAAACUCGCUUGGGCCCGAGAUUUGCUCUGCAUAAUAGCUUUACGUGCGCAGGGGGAGAGGAAGGCAAGGACACUUGUACCGGUGAUGGCGGCUCUCCUUUAGUCUGCGAAGAUGUCGAUCAACCGAAUAAGUAUUACCAGGCAGGAAUUGUAGCCUGGGGCGUUGGAUGUGGGCAGGCAGGAGUUCCCGGGGUGUACACCAAAAAUAGUUUGUACACCAAUUGGAUACAGCAACAGCUUGAAGUUAGAAACUCCGACAACCUCAACUCCGACAAACUCAACUCCGACAACCCCAACUACGACUACUAACAAGCACCUCUUUGCUUAUGUGGCAAGCUUAGUAAAACUCUAGGGAUUGAUUUUAAAGCUAACCAACGAACGAGAAAGCAAAAUGCUGCUCUUGAUGAUAAAAUACUACACGAAUAUAUAUUUAAGUGGACUGAAAGGAUUUCAAAUCAAUGUAUGUACCCGAGCAGACUUAAUUUUGCUAUCAUGCCUUGAAUGUAAAGUUUGGGAUUAUUUUGCCUGAAUAAAUGAGACUUUCCGUAAA